CCGUAGAUUUCGACGUUUCUAGUAUAUUUAUGAGGUUCAAGUUACCGCCCUCAUUCUCACGGAACAAGAAAACGCUUGAAAAGAAAGAUUCAUCGUAUCCUAAUUUAUAACGAUGACAGUCUUCUGACAUGAAAAUAGAGCUUCUGUUGUGUUUGGUCAUUCUGGCCGUGGCUCAAACUAAGACCGAAGGAUUUAAAAGUGGUUUUCCCGGUGGAAGCAAAGGCAGGUCAAAGAGGCUCUUUUUGCCAUUUGGUAGAAACAGAGGCGACUCGUCCGAUGAAAUUGAAGAUUCCGAUUCGGAGCAUAUUGUGAGAAUUUCAAGGCAGACGAACUAUGGUGGAACCCAGGGGCCCAGGGGAUCCGUGCUUCAAUAUCCCAAAUCAGAUUUUUUGGGCCAAUCCUUAGAAUUGGCCAAAUCUGGAGAGUUAGACACUAUGCUUCAAAAUGAAGACUGGCAAAAGUUUGCUCAUGAGAUUUUGGGCCUUUUGGAUUCAACCAAUAGCCCUGAGCCUCAGUGGAAUGGUGGGGAUGACUUUGACUUUGUGGAUUUAUCAACAUCUGACCGAAAAGAGCCCUCUUUAAAGCGAGAGAUUCACCCUGAUCGCUACCCAAAGCCCCCCCAAACUCCUCCAAAUGUUCAUAUUCAUAUCCCUGUAUUUCUGAAUAAUGACAAUAAGUCCAACCAGGAUUUUUUUGCGAAGGGUUUCCAUCUCUAUUUCGCAUGGGAGGAAAAGCCCAAAAGAAAUCCGACCGGCCAACAAGAGCCCAUCGUCAAUGAUUUUGCAAGUGGAAAAGCAUUAACUCCAGGACAUCAGCAAAACCUCAGCGCGAACGAACAAGUCCGUCUCCAAGGAUUGUCCGAUUUUUCAAGUUUGCAAGCUGAUCAAGUUCAGGGCCAGAACAAAUAUGUUAAUCAAAACGGUUUUGAGUUGUUCCAUCAGACUGAAAGUGUCAUUGACACGACUUCUAAGUCCACGGGCAUCCUAAAUCAUACGAACCCGCUCAACGACGGAGAAAGAAACUCAACCAUUGCCCAAUCAACUUCGACUUUGGCCCCUCUGCAAAUAACCUCUCCAAUUCCUACCAUGAAGCCAAAAGUGAUUGAGGUAACAACUACAACCAAGAGCGAAGAUGAUCAGAGUCUUGAGAAUCUGUUGGAAGAACGAAAAGAACAUUCUGAUCGCUUUGGAUUGGUUUUGGGAGGCGGAACCGAUAAUGCAGAGGAUAACAGGAUAAUGAAGAUUUUUUGGUCCAAUAUCACUUUAGACAUGUGCCCGACAAAUUUGACCUUUACAUUUCAAAAUCCGAUUCUUCUCUCCCAUCUAAACGACCAGAUCAUGGUUUGUGGAAACUCCAGCUCCGCAAAUUCUAGCAAAGAGACUGGGAUUACCUCCCAUUCUUGCUCGGGUUUUUCUCUGGUGAGCCAUGAACGGGUUUCAAUGCCGGACCCAAUUGAGCUCAUUAGCCCUGGAUCGACCCAUUUGGGGUGGCAGCAAAAACUGUAUGUCAUGGGUGGAGGCACCUUGGAAAAUCCAUCUCCUAUGGUCCAAGUUUAUGACCAAGUGGAAAUGAAAUGGUUUGAAGGCCAGGCCUUGAGCUAUCCCAGAUUUGGCGCCUGCAGCGUUCUCGUUGAUGGAAUUCUACUCAUUUUGGGGGGCUCUGGAGCCAAUGGAACGAGCGAAAUGUAUGACACUCUUACAGGGAGGGGUUGGGCCAUCCUGCCAAAAAUGAAGCAGCCUCGCACAAACCCUGGAUGUCGCUUGGUUUCCAAAGGAGUGCUGCACCCUGAUUUAGAGGGGGUGAUCGUUGUCGGAGGCAAUGGGGGAAAUGUAUCUUCAGUAGAAUUUCUUCCCACCUCCAGACAACUAUUGACCCGAGGAAGCCUGCAGUGGCAACUUUUGCCAAGUUUGUCAGCUGGGGAAGAUUCGAGGCAUGAAGUACUUCUGACAAACAGAACAUUACAAAUCUUGACUUGGAACGUCUCUACGGGUGCCUCACUUCGUACUUGGGACGAUGGCACCUGGAUCCAAGAUUCGAUAUCCCAAGAUGCAACCUUUCCCGAUGAAGCCGAGAUUGAACUAAUUGACGAGCGUUUUGCGACAUUUGAAAUUCCGUGCUUAUAAUCACCGGCGGAACAUUAGAACAAUAUUUUGAAGAACCUCUUAUAUCAUUCUCGCUUCAUGCUUGGUCGACAUGUUAUCCCAGUAGCCUCACUUUCAAUUCUUGUCAAAUUUGCCAUAAAUUCAUCGAUAUA
Messenger RNA from Tigriopus californicus, 2254 nucleotides. RefSeq lists its product as uncharacterized. Lineage: Eukaryota; Metazoa; Arthropoda; Copepoda; Harpacticoida; Harpacticidae. Bases 129 to 2123 code for a protein of 664 amino acids. Gene Ontology annotation, molecular function: protein binding. The transcript is spliced from 3 exons. The record is from RefSeq and is a predicted model, not a curated record.